Cotesia glomerata is the source of this 3026-nucleotide messenger RNA. RefSeq names its product odorant receptor 2a-like. The coding region runs from base 670 to 2907 and encodes 745 amino acids. Lineage: Eukaryota; Metazoa; Arthropoda; Insecta; Hymenoptera; Braconidae. Gene Ontology annotation, cellular component: plasma membrane. The record is from RefSeq and is a predicted model, not a curated record. The transcript is spliced from 9 exons. Gene Ontology annotation, molecular function: olfactory receptor activity; odorant binding. Gene Ontology annotation, biological process: sensory perception of smell; detection of chemical stimulus involved in sensory perception of smell.
AUUCAACUCGGAUGUUACUACUGAAUUAUAUUAAUUGUUAAAAUUUAUCAUAUGAAAUAUGAUGUAAGUAAGUGUAUGAAAUAAUUUACUAUUAGAUGGUGUUUGUUCGACGGUAGAAAUGAUACUGACUAUUAUUAUUCCUCCUCCAGUUGACAAUGGCAAUGACAAUGUCAUAUUUCGUAGAAAUUACCUGUAAUAGUUGGUUUAAUUAUUUAAUACAUCAGAUAUACAGAUAUUCAUAAAAUUGUCCAACCCUCUUUGUUGGAUAGUAAAGCAAUUAUAUUAUGAAUCAACUAUACUCCCCAGUUGGUUACAAAAGUCACCAUAUCUAAUUUUAAAACCCCAUCGAUGAAUAAUUAUUUAUUAGCAACAGUAUAUUCAUAUACAACCCUUUGUUCGGAAUAAUUUUCUCGCAAAACGACAGAAAUAGCCGCUUUAAUAUUUAAAGUUUAUUAAAUUACUCAGGGAGAGACUCGAGGUACUGCAGAAAUGAAGUAAUUAUCUAAAAAAAGAAAAACAGGAGUAGACAGUUUGGCGACUCUAUAAUAAUAAUAAUAAUAAUAUUAUUAUUAAUUAUUCACCAUUGAUGAAAGGACAAAGUGGGAGUACAAGUAUCCAGUCCAAGUUUAAACUCCAAAGAAGAACCAUCAGAGGGAUCUUAUAAGUAGUAUGAUAUUGCCGUACAGUUUUGGAAUUCUUAGAGGUCUGGGUUUGUGGAAGCUGGAAAAUAUUACUGGAUGGAAAAAAUAUUUACAGAUUAUUUAUUCAUAUUUUUGGAUAACAAUAGUCUCCUCUUGCGUAUUUUUUGAAUUAUUAGCAAUUACCGAGCAUAUAAAUGACGUACAACAAUUUGUUGACAGCUCAAUAAUACUUUUGACCAUGAUUGCAAUCUGUGGAAAAAUGUUCAAUGUACUUGCUAGGCGUAAAGAAAUAAUACACUUACUAGCCAUUUUACAAACUUACCCAUGUUGUUAUCAAGAUGAGGAAGAGAAGAAUAUCAAAGAUAAAUAUGACAAAAUUAUAAAUUUGAGAACAAUAGUUUACUUGGGACUUACCGAGUCGGCAGUUACGAUGGUCCUGAGUGUGUCAAUGUUGAAUGAUAUUCCAAAUCGAGCAUUGGCGUAUAACGUUUGGGUGCCAUACGAUCCGACCCACAGCAUCGGUUACUUUGUAACGUAUGGCCAUCAAUUUUUCGCACACUUUGUAGGUGCGUCAGUUAAUGCUGCGUUUGACACUCUUGUUCCAAGUCUGAUACUAAAAAUUAACUGUCAAUUGAGUAUUCUCGAGCAUCGGAUUAAUUUGAUAACCAAAAAUGUUUACAACGCUGAUUCACUUGCUGAUAUUAAGAAAAAAGAAAUAAGUGAAAUUUCAAAAUGUGUCGACCAUCACCUAAAAAUAUUUCAAUUAGUUGAAAUACUAAAUAAAGUCUUCAGCUCGGUUAUUUUUUUACAAUUUUCCAUAAGCACUAUCGUUAUAUGCGUUACAGUCUACAGAUUAUCACAAAUUCAACUCAGUCAUCCAGAAUUCGUUCCAACGGCUUGUUAUUUUAUCUGUAUGCUUUUACAGGUUUUUAUAAUUUGUUUAGCCAGUAGCGAAUGUAGUUUUAAGAGUUCUGAUAUAGUUACUGCGGUUUAUCAAACAAAUUGGUACAUUUUAAGUGUCAGUUCCCAAAAAAGUUUAUUACUCAUAAUGACACGCAGUCUUCGGCCGUUGAAAUUUACGGCUGGAUCUUUUGUUGAAAUAUCUCUAAGCACAUAUAAUCAGGUAUUAUUCAAUAUAAUAAUGCUUUCAAUAACUAUCCUGCAGUAUUUAGGCUUAUGGCGAACUGAAAACGACAGUGGAGUCAGAUUAUACUUAAAUAUUAUUCACUCUUAUUUUACUGCGGUUUAUAUAUAUUUUGAUGUAUUUUUCGAAGCAGUCGAACUGAUUAUCAGUUACACUAGUUUUCAACAAUUUCUCAACAGCGCAAUUAUUUUCUUAUCAAUGGUUGGUGCUUGUGGAAAAAUUUUCAACGUACUUCUAAAACGUAAGGAAAUUUUACAUUUACUUGAUAUUUUUGAAACGCAUCCAUGCUGUUAUCAAGAUGAUGAAGAAAAAAAAAUCCAAGAUAAAUUUGAUAGUAAGAUCAAAUAUCGGACUCUUGCUUUUUUAAUAAUCACCGAAUCGGCUGUAAUGACCACAGUGGUUAUAUCAAUAUUUCGUGAUACACCAAACCGUGAAAUGUUUUAUGAUACAUAUCUCCCAUUUGAUUCAUCAACUAUUGGAUACUGGUCAUCCUAUAUCUUUCAAAUUACUGCUCAAGUUUUUGGGUCAUUGGCAAAUGUUGCUCAUGAUACCUUAAUCCCUGGGAUGAUACUAAAAAUUUGCGCGCAGUUGAGUAUUUUAGAACACCGAUUAGAUUUAGUGUGUAAGGAUGUUGAUCCGCAUGACCAGUUUACUAAAGCUAAAAAAGAAAAGUUAAAUAAAAUUACAGAGUGCAUUAAACAUCAUCUUCAAAUUCUUAAAUUAGCUGACAGAACAAACAAAGUUUUUAGUAUUGUCAUGCUUUAUCAAUUUUCAAUCAGUACUAUUGUGAUAUGUAUAACAAUUUAUACACUAUCUCAGGUUAAAAUAAGUGAUCCAGAAUUUUUUGCAAUGGUGGAUUAUUUUAUGUUUAUGACCAUACAAAUUUUUAGCGUCUGUAUUGCCAGUACCGAGUGCAAUAUUAAGAGUGUAGGCAUCGCAACAGCUGUUUAUCAGUCAAACUGGUACAAUUUGGAUAUUGAUGCACAGAAAAGCUUGUUACUCAUAAUGACUCGAAGUUCUCAACCAUUGAAAUUCAACGCUGCAUACUUUAUUGAAGUAUCUCUCAACUCUUACAAUCAACUGAUGAAACUUUCUUAUUCAGCUUACAAUGUUCUGAAAUAACAGCCAUCAAUUAGCAUCAAUCUAUUUUUACAGUAUAAUACACCUGGAAAUUUUACGAUAAUGGCUCUGAUGAUAGGCUAGAAAAAGAUUAGAAAUAUACAUAAAGUUUAAUUAAAUUA